Colletotrichum higginsianum IMI 349063 is the source of this 1326-nucleotide messenger RNA. RefSeq lists its product as uncharacterized. The record is from RefSeq and is a predicted model, not a curated record. Lineage: Eukaryota; Fungi; Ascomycota; Sordariomycetes; Glomerellales; Glomerellaceae. The transcript has a single exon. Bases 1 to 1326 code for a protein of 441 amino acids.
AUGGUCGCCAUCACAAGCUCCUUGCGGCGGUUGACGCUCGUCUGGCUCUUCGGCCUCUUCACCCUCGGCCUCUUUUUAGUCUUUUACCACGACGCCGCCUGGUCCGCCGCCCGUAACUGGAAGGCCCCCUUCGUCACCGACUCGGGCCUCGACUUCUUCGGGGCCGACGCUCGGAACAAGGUCCGCGUCACCAUCCUCGAGUCCGUCGGCACGCACGAUGAGGUCACCUCCGCCCUCGUCACGGCCUUUGGCGGCCAGCCCGACAUCAGCCUGACCCUCAUGCUCCGCCAGCAGCGCUACAACAUGCAGGACAUCAUGAACUCCUUCAAGUUGGCCUCCCCCGUUUCCAAGAUCCUCUCCCAGGACGACUUCGCUGCCCUGGUCGCCGGCGCCACCCUCCCUCACGUCCUCGUCUCCACCACCUGCGAGCUCGAUCUCGACGCCAAGGCCAAGGAGUUCCGCGACCUGCUCGCCCGGGGCGAAACCUACCUCUUCUGUCUCGUGCACCACGCCGACCGUUGGCGCGACGGCCAGCCCGUCGAUGUCAUCCGCGAGUACCUCGACAAGGGCAUGGCCGACUUCAUCGGCCUCAGCCAGCACACCGUCGACUUCCUGCACCGCGAUACCGCCGAACACUGGGAUCGCGACCUCAACUUCACCGCCCAUGUGCUGCCCCCCGUCUUCCCCGUCAACCUGCCUGACCCGGACCCGGAGGGCCUGUCGCUCGCCAUGCAGGGCGACUACUCGUCCGGCCGCCGCAACUACCAGCACACCUUUGAGCAGCUCGGUCACGUCAUCGGCGAGCUGCGCGCCAAGGCCGGCACCGAGGAGGAGAAGGGCAGGAAGGUCACCCUGCACGUCAUCGGCCACGGCGAGCCCCCCAGCGUGCCCGAGGACCUCCAGAGCAACGUCGUCUUCGACCAGGACCUGUCCUACCCCGACUUCUACCGCACCCUGUCCGGCGCCUUCACCAUCAUCCCCGCCUUCGCCGACGACGAGUACCUCGACCGCAAGGCCUCGUCCACGGUGCCCGCGGCGCUGAUCGCCGGCGCGCCAAUCGUCGCCAGCGAACGCCUCCUGGCCGCGUACACCUACCUGCCGCGCGAGGCCGUGUGGCUGUCGGAGCCCGGUGAGGACGAGAUGGACACCAUCAAGCGCUUCGUCGGCGACACGGCCGGGUACCAGGAGCGGACGGGCAAGGUCAAGGAGACGCGGGAGAGGCUGAUGCAAGACAACAUCAAGAACGUCGGCGAGUGGAUCGGCGCGGCCGUGGCCAAGGUCAAGGCCAUCAAGGAGGAGCAGGAGCUCGCCAAGGGGAAACCAUAG